AUGUCCCAGGACACUGUCUUCCGCGUCGUGGGAGUCCCUGCCCCACUCACCAUAGCCGAGCUGCAAACUGCCUUCUGCGAGGAAUUUGGUGACCAGGCCACCAUCGACCUCAAGAAAUCAACACUAUGUCCCUCCUGCUUCAGCGACGGUACCCAAGUCGCGUUGGUUCAAUUCACCUCAGAGCCGCCGAAAGAGCUCGGCACGCUCAAGGCUGGCCAGCCCUAUGAGAUGGAGCUCGAAGACGGCGAUAUUAGUCUUGACAAGGACUUCUUUGGCCUGACGCAGCUGUACCCCACAAGUGGACCCAUAGUGGCAGAUGUGGUAGCGGUGUGUGGGCUCAAUCGCCAUGCGUACGGAUCCUGGAGGGGCAGGGGGAAGCUGCGCCGGAUGUGGCUACGGCAUUAUUUCUCUCAGGAUAUCCCAAACUACAGGACGAUGAUCUAUGGGUAUAAUUCGAACCUCACAGCGCAUGCCAUCCAUACGACACAGGACUAUUCGAAAGGGUUUUUAGAAGAACUGAUAAAGGCGAGAAAGACAGAGCAGGAGAAGAGAAGACCGUUGAUAUUUAUUGGGCACGGUUUCGGUGGUGUCAUAAUCGUUCAGUCACUCGUGCGCGCCAAGGAAAGCGAACCGAGCAGCGAUCAAAGCCACAUUUUCCCCUCGACCUACGCCACCAUCUUCUUUGGUACACCUCACCGUGGCCUUGUCGUCGAUGACAUCCGCGCCUCACUCGAGGAAGAGUCAUCACGCCACGCACUGCUCGAUUCUAUCGAGAAAGGGGCCGGCCUUCUCGAAGCCGAAUUAUCUCGCUUUAUCGAUUACUGCUCUGACAUCAGGAUCGUCAACUUCUAUGAGACUGGGCAGACGCGAAAGCUCGUGCGGGACGCAAACGGUAAAUUAUCGAGAUCCGGCGAUUAUUUCACUGCCGUCGAGAGCCAAUCUGCGGUUCUGCAGCUCCCACGCAAGAUUGCAGAGUCAUUACCUGCGGAGGGAGACCACUCGACGAUGGUCAAGUUCUCGAACAAAACCACGUCAAAUUCGUAUACUAGUGUGCUCAAGCACCUAAGGAACCUUGCAACGGCGAAUGGAGGCAAUCGUUUUCUCACAGCAUACGCUGCAGUUCUUGGCAAGGAUGCCGAAGCUUUGAGACAUAUUCUUAUAGCUCGGCCGGCCGUGGUGAAUGAAAAACAGAAAAAUGGUACGACGACGUUGCUUCAUCUCGCUGUUGAAGAUGGUGGAGAUGAAGAGGUGAUCACCACAUUAUUAGAGCAUCAAGCUAUCCUUGAUUCUGUCGAUGCAAAAGGAAAGACGCCUCUGUAUUUGGCGGCUAGUAAAGGUUACGCGGGGGUGGUUGAAACCCUGGUAAAGAAUGGCGCCGAUGUAAAUGCCGUCUGGGAAGGUAUGACGGCACUCCACAUCGCCACCAUCGGUGGUCACAAGGAUGUGAUUCUUCAAAUUCUUCAUCUGGAGGCCGAUAAGGAAGCGUCUGUCGAUGAUGAUGAUGGAUUCACGGCCUUACAUCUUGCAGCCCGGAGCGGAAACAUUGAGCUUGUAAGCACACUACUGGCCUGGGGGACAAAUAUAGAAGCGAACGGAAAAGACGAAGACACACCGCUGCAUUGUGCAGCCUGGGGUGGCCAUGAGACCAUCAUCGAGUUUCUCAUACAACACUCGGCGGAUAUCACCCAAAGAGGAAUAAACGGCGACACCGCGCUCCACUUUGCAGCCUGCCAAGGACAUCUGGCAGCGAUGGAGAUGCUCAUAGGUAAAGGAGCAGACAUCCAUGCAUGUAAUAGCUCUGGCCAUACAGUGCUCCAUGUUGCCGCCGGCAUAGGCUUUGUAGUGGCGGUGAGGUUGCUUCUACUCCAUGAACCUAAUUUAAGCGCGGUUGACGACGAUUUAAAUACCCCACUUCACUUUGCGGCGCAGAAUGGACAUGGUGGGGUAGUCGAGCUUCUCCUAGAAAAGAAUAGGACUAUCACUGAGAAAACUCAUAUUAAUGGGUAUACUGCGCUGCACUCCGCAGCCUGGGGUGGUCAUACAGAUGUUGUGAAAAUCCUACUACGGCAUGGUGCUAAGACGGAGGCGAAAGAGAGGGUGAAUUAG
This is a messenger RNA of Morchella importuna, 2106 nucleotides long. RefSeq lists its product as uncharacterized. NCBI's taxonomy places the organism in Eukaryota, Fungi, Ascomycota, Pezizomycetes, Pezizales, Morchellaceae. The transcript has 6 exons. Gene Ontology annotation, cellular component: cytoplasm. The record is from RefSeq and is a predicted model, not a curated record. Bases 1 to 2106 code for a protein of 701 amino acids. Gene Ontology annotation, molecular function: protein binding.